Messenger RNA from Melanotaenia boesemani (Boeseman's rainbowfish), 1441 nucleotides. It is a transcript of the gene anxa5b, whose product is annotated as annexin A5b. The transcript is spliced from 13 exons. Gene Ontology annotation, cellular component: cytoplasm. Gene Ontology annotation, biological process: negative regulation of coagulation. The record is from RefSeq and is a predicted model, not a curated record. The coding region runs from base 180 to 1133 and encodes 317 amino acids. Gene Ontology annotation, molecular function: calcium ion binding; calcium-dependent phospholipid binding. Lineage: Eukaryota; Metazoa; Chordata; Actinopteri; Atheriniformes; Melanotaeniidae.
UGGUCCACACGCGCACCCACACACUCACGCGCACCGCUGAAAGUUUAUCCUAGUUUCCUUCUUCCGUCCUUCUUCUCAUCGCUUCUGUCACUACUGGGUCUCCGUGCCUGCUCAGCGCGCUUCACUUGACGGCAGCAGCUCAGCGAUCUUGCAGUAGAAAAACCUCAAAGACUGUCACAAUGGCCAGCAGAGGAACUAUUAAAGCCGGUGCUAACUUCAAUGCCAGUGCUGAUGCGGAGGUCCUGUACAAGGCAAUGAAAGGGCUGGGGACUGAUGAAGACUCCAUCCUGCAGCUGCUGACUGCUCGCAGCAAUCCCCAGAGGCAGGAGAUCAAGGCUGCCUACAAGACACUACAUGGAAAGGAUCUGAUUCAUGACCUGAAGGGAGAGCUGGGUGGCAAGUUUGAGACCCUGAUUGUGGCUCUGAUGACCCCACCCACUGCUUAUGAUGUCACAUUACUUCGAAAUGCAAUCAAGGGGGCAGGAACAGAUGAGAAGGUGUUGGUGGAGAUCCUCGCUUCCAGAACUCCUCAGCAGGUGAAGGACAUCGUUGCUGCUUAUAGACAAGAGUAUGACGACGAUCUGGAGGAGGAUGUUUGUGGUGACACUUCAGGCCAUUUCAAGAGGCUUCUGGUUAUCCUGCUGCAGGCAAACAGGCAGACAGGGAUCCAGGAGGGAAACAUUGAAAGUGAUGCUCAGGCUCUCCUUAAAGCAGGCGAGGAGAAGUUUGGCACUGAUGAGCAAUCGUUUGUUACCAUCUUGGGCAACCGCAGCGCUGAACAUCUGAGAAAAGUAUUUGAUGCUUAUAUGAAGAUGUCUGGAUAUGAGAUGGAGGAGAGUAUCCAAAGAGAAACAUCUGGAAGCCUGAGAGACCUGCUUCUUGCCGUGGUGAAGUGUGCCAAGAGCGUUCCAGCCUAUUUUGCUGAGACUCUGUACCAUGCCAUGAAGGGUGCAGGCACUGAUGAUAACACCCUGAUUAGGGUGAUGGUGACUCGCUGUGAAGUGGACAUGUUGGACAUCAGAGCUGAGUUCAGGAAGUUGUUUGCUUGCUCUCUGCAUUCAAUGAUCAAGGGAGAUGCCAGUGGACACUAUUGCAAAGCUUUACUGUUGCUCUGUGGUGGAGAUGAUGCAUAACCAUGGCGACAAACAUGAGCACACUGAAGUCCCUUCUACUUGUGAGGGGCAUGUGGGCUUUCAGGUUACUCAACAAUGAGCUAACACAAACUUCCAUUUGUAUGUGAGUGACAACCCGUCAGGUCUUUUUAUCAUUGAGUUCAAACUGUUUAAGGUAGCUAACAUUUUGUCCACAUUAAUGCAGCUUUGGGUCCACUAAUAACUUUAACUUAACUGGAGUCAUACCAGUCAUUUAUAAUGCAGAAGUAUCAGUUGUUUUGUUUUCACUUUGUACGCCAAUAUUAAACGUAUCAGUUAAUGAAGGUCAA